Ceratina calcarata is the source of this 2754-nucleotide messenger RNA. It is a transcript of the gene wus, whose product is annotated as TM2 and DnaJ domain-containing protein wurst. Lineage: Eukaryota; Metazoa; Arthropoda; Insecta; Hymenoptera; Apidae. Gene Ontology annotation, cellular component: membrane. The transcript has 6 exons. The record is from RefSeq and is a predicted model, not a curated record. Bases 1460 to 2605 code for a protein of 381 amino acids.
GCCAUGCAUCUUCCAUCCGGGAAUCACUUUUACCACUUCCGAACGUUCGACUGUAUUACAAGUUUUUUUACGUUCUGUGAAACGAACUCGCUGCUCGAAAGAAUUGAACGAGAAAAUCCGAGCAACGUGUGUGCGUCGCCAUGUUAUCUUUCGAUCGAAACUCUUUGUCCCUAUUAUUUGAAAUUCAUUUCCAAACGCGAGCGAAAUGUGCUCUCGACGUUUUCCUAUUGCUGUAUUAGAAGUUCAAAUGAGGAGAAUUUUCAGAUUUUCAAAAAAUGAUGUCCUGUUGUUCUACUGUAUUGAUUUCAAAGAAAUUAUCCUCGGAAUGAUUUAUUAGUCGUUAAUGAUAUAUUACGAAUGAUAUAAUUCAGCUAUCGUACGCUUUAGAGCAUAAUAUGUGAGAAAGUAUGUGUUCUUCUUCAUGGAAUGCGAUUAUUAGGUCGUAAGAUGAGUGGUGAGAUGAACUCGUAAACUUUCUAGGGACUUUUGGUUCAAUGUCACGGUCGCUGGUUCAAUGUCAUCAGUUUUAAUAGCCAUACAAACGCGGGACGAUUUAUAAUAUACGAAUUACGUAACACAUAUGCCACUUACGCGUUUAUUCUUUUUUAUAUUACAAGAUUCUAUUAAAUAACUGAUUGAAUUUUGUAUUUUAAAUUUUUACGCAAAUUAUGACAGAGUGUUAUAAAAAUAAAAAUGAAAUUAUGAGGAUUCUAAACUCUGAUUCCAUCUUUAUCCCCAACAAAAUAAAUGUGCUAUUCUUAUUCUCUCAUCGAGGCCGUUUCUAAAUAGUAACAGGCAAUAAAAAGGCCUUUUAAUUUUCAUCAUCUGCCAGAAGUUGAACGAACUGUUUAACGCCAAAUUCUAUUUUAAAUGUUUGCAUUCAACGUUACUGUUUUUACAGGACGUACAACGGAUUCUCAGCGUUGACUAACUCACCAUACCCGUUCGAAGUCGAAGAAAAAUGUUCACAUCAUAAUACGUCGAACUUGGAAUCGAGGCCGAAAUAUAUUACGCGAGAACGAGUUGAAAUGUACCACGUGUUCCUGCGUGAAUCAUCUCGUAGAAAGUAGCUAUUAUCCAUUUACGAAAUUCGAAAGAAAGAGCUCGUUGGUACGCUCCUGCGACGGUACCGUUAUGUUUGACAGAGCGUUGAACCACCGGCACGUCGAACCACCUUGGGAUGGAACCUGCUCGCGGUAAGUGCAUUUUUGUAACACAAGUCGAACGAAAACUAAUACCUGUGUCGCUCAAGAGGAUCGUCAAGUAAACGUAGACAGAAUAGGAACGAGUGAUAAAACUGAUAAAAAAUUAUCAUAGCGAGUGUCGUUAGUGCUAUCGGAAGUACCGUACGUUUUCGUUUUUACUUUACAAUUAUAAACAGGACGUAGCACAUGUAAGGAAGUGCGCGUAAUCAGACUGCAAGAUGAAGUGCGUUUGAGUGUCAAUUAAUUUAAACAUAAUGGAACAAGUGAAAAUGGUGGCGGACAACGGACACGUCGAUGGACAGAAGGAGAACACGAGGAAACGGAAGUCGAAGCUCUGGGCUUACGUGUUGUGGCUGUUCGGAGGUCUAUUCGGCGCGCAUCAUGUUUAUCUCGAACGGGACCUUCAGGCUCUCGCGUAUUUCAGCACUUUCGGUGGAUAUUUUGGCCUCGGAUGGCUCCGAGAUAUCUACAGGAUCCCUUGUUACGUACGCGACGCGAACGACGAUCCCAAUUUCCUAAACGAAUUCAAAAAGAAUGUGAAGCUCUAUCGUAAGCCGCCAUUCUCGGCGGUGCGAUUCGCGGCUCAAAAUGCUGUCGCAUACAUGUGGGCCGAGAUAUUUCGCAACGCCGUACCGGAGGACGAAUUGUUCGGGAUCAAUUUCAGACACCUGCUGAUCCUGACGCCUCUUGUCAUAGCAUUAGGUGUAUGGACGGUUGGAAACAUAGGAAGAGAGCAAGGAUCUAUAUGGAUCACGCUGUGCACCGCGUAUUUAUUUUACCCAAUGUUGACUUACAUCGGGGACGACACCGUAUGGAUAUUUGUUAUGGUCGUCUCCGCCAGCUUGAGUUUCGACACGUUUAGCAAGGAAUGGCGACUGAAGCCGAGAAAAAAGAGGAGCUUCAUUAAAAGAAUGUUGCAUCUCAGUGUAGCCGCCAUGAUCUCGAUGUCUCUCCUCGGUUCCUACCUGUACUUCAACGCGGUCAUCACCGACAGCGAGGGGGAAGAAAUCAAACUAUCUGAAGCCAUUCAACAUUUCUUAACGUCUCCUAUAUGGCUCGACCUUCAGGCGAGUCUGAAAGCAACGUGGGAUCAGGCGGUUCAUCAAGGUUUCUGGGCAACCUGGGCGCAAUUGGUCGACCUGACUGAUCCUCGAGGAGAGAUAAACGCUUAUAAGGUGUUGGGCCUUUCUCAAACGGCUACGCAGUCCGACGUGACGUCACGCUGGCGAGCGCUCUCGAGAGAUAAUCACCCUGACAAGAUAAAGGGUAGCGAAGAAGAGAGGCGAAGAGCUCAGGAAAAAUUCAUGGAGAUACAGCAGGCAUACGAAAUCCUUUCCAAAGCGAAAAUUCGCAGGCAACGACGGAACCGGAAGUCCGACGAAUCGUUCGAAUCGAAUUGAGAAGCAAAGAAACGAGGAUGAUGAAACUCACUCUACCUCCAUAUAUUUUUUGACAAAUGUAGACAUUCGCUGAACGGUGAAAUGUUAAUAUACAGUGUGUAUAUGUAAAUACAGAGGCGAUGAAGUGCUCUUCACAAUUUUUGUAUCAA